Molecule: messenger RNA, 1215 nt
Organism: Trichoderma atroviride IMI 206040
Lineage: Eukaryota; Fungi; Ascomycota; Sordariomycetes; Hypocreales; Hypocreaceae
Biological process (GO): intracellular signal transduction; mitotic cell cycle
Cellular component (GO): cytoplasm; nucleus
Molecular function (GO): histone H3T3 kinase activity
Source: RefSeq, a predicted model, not a curated record
GCCUUGAGAGUUCUCGGUUGGGGCGAUGUCUGCCCUCCUGGAGAUCAGAUUACCAAGAUUGCCGAAGCCUCAUCCGCAGAGGUGUACCGCAUUACCAAUAAACGAGGCACGAGCAUCAUCAAGGCCAUACGAUUAGCCUCCCCUAUCAAAGCCCUCACAAAGGCGCAGGUAGCAUCCGGCCUCGUUGACGAAGAGCCCCAUUCAGAGAUUGACGUCAGCAACGAGCUACAAAUAUCCGAAUGGCUGGCCGACAUUCCAGGAUUCGCUGUUUACAAAGAACGAUACAUUGUCAAAGGCAGAACGUCAAGCGAGCUUCUGGAGGCGCAUCAAACAGUGCAGAAGAAGAUGAAGAGAGAGGACCCGGGCAGAGCGCAGUAUUAUCCAUCGCCGAGCCGGUAUCUGGAUGACACCACCUUUCUAGUUGUGGAACUAGGAGACGCAGGAAAAUCGCUGGAGAACUGGGAGCUGGACAACGUGGAUCAGUUGUGGGAUAUUUUCCUUUUGGAAACAAUUGCACUUGCAAGAGCUGAGGAAGUCGCCAUGUUUGAACAUCGUGAUUUGCACGAGGGUAAUCUCUGCGUCAAACAAGCCCGUCCCCCUCGGCAGAGGGACCCCGAAGGAGAAGGCUUCUUUGGCUAUUCGGGCUUAGAUAUUACAAUCCUAGACUAUGGACUCUCACGAGCUGAAGACCUGACAAACGAUGAUGCCGCGCCCAUCGUCUACGACCUAGAAAGAGAUCUCAGCCUAUUCACCAGCACUUACAACCCGCAGUGCAAAGUCUAUAGGCAAAUGCGGUCCUUCUUGCUCCGUGCUGAUCGAAACUGGAUGCCUCCCGAAGCCCACAAUAUUCCUUAUGCCAAAGGUAUUGACGGGCCGCUUUCUUGGGAUGCAUAUGUGCCUUACACGAAUGUGCUGUGGCUGGCUUACACGUACGAGUACCUGGUGGAGCAUUUUGAAGGCAACAAGAGAGAGCUCACAAAGUUCAAGAAAGAGACGGCAGAGCUGUGGAAGUAUUUGAACCCGGACGCCCCCAAGAAUGUGCCUGCUUUUGGGUGCGCGGCUGAUGUGGCAUGUUUUGCAUUGGAGUCUGGCUGGAUCCGGGAAGACCAGCUUUUGGGGGCAUCGACCACUCUGCUGGAGAGAGAAGACAGCAUCAUUGUCUCAAGGAGUGUAGAGCCUGUUGAAGAGACACCGCGGAGAUCACAGAGAACGCGC